Molecule: messenger RNA, 996 nt
Organism: Trypanosoma grayi
Lineage: Eukaryota; Euglenozoa; Kinetoplastea; Trypanosomatida; Trypanosomatidae
Product: protein phosphatase 2C
Exons: 1
Coding region: 1-996 (331 amino acids)
Source: RefSeq, a predicted model, not a curated record
AUGCAGGUACCAACACGCCUGCUAGGCUGUGGCGAUGAGAGGCUUCUUAGCUUCUACUACCGCUGCGUGCAAUUUCUUCCGCAUCCUGCGAAGCAGCAAACUGGAGGGGAGGACGCGUUUCUGUCUCUUGUCGGUGUGCAAGCGGUGCUCGAUGGCGUGAGCUGGUGGAAGACGAACAGAUCUGUGGACGCUGGGUUGUAUAGCGCCGCUCUUGCAAAAGCGAUGCAUUCUUACGUUGAGGAGGACUUGUUUGGUGAGAAUCCAGCAUCAUCGCUUGAGGUCAUGCAGCACGCAUACAACGCGUGCAUGUUGGAGGAGAUUGAGGGUACAGCAACGGCACUGGUGGCGACUCUGCAGGAACCACGCAGUGGUGAAUUGCCGUCCUUGCAGCCCGUGGAUGGCUACAAGAAUUGUAUUUUAGAUGUCUGUAGUGUGGGGGACUGCACGGCAAUGGUGCUGAGGCACGGCCGGAUUGUCUUCGUGAGCGAUGAGCAGACGCACGACCUAGAUUUCCCUUACCAGCUGGGUAAAGGGAGCAGCGACACGCCCGAGCGCGCGUUGAACUACCGUGUGCCUGUAGAGGUCGGGGACAUGCUGCUGUUGGGUAGUGACGGCGUGUUUGACAACCUGUACCCGCACCGCGUGGCGGAGCUGGUGUGGACGCCGGUGCGUGCUGUGCAUAUGAAGCAUAUGCGCGGCGCCCCGUUUGCGCCGCGCCCACGGGGAGGCGUGGAGCUUUUUGAGGACAUGAUGCACGCGAUCGCAAGCGGUUCCGAGGACGUCAUGCGUGAGGCGCGCGGCGCAGCGCGAGACAUUCGCACCGAUACGCCGUAUGCCCAUAAAGCGGUGGCCGGCGGCGCGUACUACGAGGGCGGAAAGCAGGACGACAUGACGCUGCUCGUUUCUGUCAUCGAUGACGCCAGCGACGCGAGCUUGGGCGAGCGACUGAUACGCGGCGCGGCGCUCAACCCGUACCCGUACAGGGACUGGCCGUAG